Molecule: messenger RNA, 459 nt
Organism: Bipolaris victoriae FI3
Lineage: Eukaryota; Fungi; Ascomycota; Dothideomycetes; Pleosporales; Pleosporaceae
Exons: 1
Coding region: 1-459 (152 amino acids)
Source: RefSeq, a predicted model, not a curated record
AUGAUUGAUGCAAUCCUCGUCACAUACGAUAAUCCUAUAGAUUUCUACGUUCUCGCGAAUGGCUGGCUACAGAUCAUUGUCAACGAAGACUUCGACUCUACGUAUGCUUUAUCCCAUCAACCACAAACAUUCGGCGGUUUGAGAGUCAGUUAUAUUCAGCAGACACUUCGUCCUAGUGCGAGCCGGAUAAGUGAGGGAUCCAGUGUAGGAACAACUAAGUCAUCUGUUUCGAGUACUUUCUCAUCACAGUCUGCUACGCCAUGCUCAACAGGACCUACUCAACAGCUACGCAUCGGUGGGGUGAUCAAAGCUAAAGUGAAAGACUCAAAGAAAGACAGUGGUAAGUUCCAAGAAAGAAUUGGAGUCAUGACAGAGUGCGAGAACCGAUUAUAUGUCACUGUUCCUACUCAUCUAAUCACUGAAGCAUGGUUGUCAACCAAAAAAAACGAGCACUUUUGA